AUGGAGAACGAAAAGGCGACGUCAGAGCAUGAGGCCGAGAACAACGGCACGUACGGGUUCGUGCAAGGGCUAACGAACGCAACGCAAAACAUGGGGACGUCGAUCCAGGGGAUGCAGCAGCAGUUCCUGGACAACAUGCAGCGCGCGGUGCAAGUGACGGUGACGCUGAACAAGAUGAUGGAGGAGCUGGUGAAGCGGUCGAUCCAAAUCGGCGUGGUGGCGGAGGCCUUGGCAACGGAGCAGCCAAGCACGUUGCUGAAGAUCAACGUGACGAACCGGUCGCCGAUCCCGCUGGUGGAUAUGCGGGUGAAGCUGUGGUUUGAGACUCUGGCGGGCGAAGAUCCGGUGCAUCUGGUGAUGCAGCAGAACGAGAAGGGCCAGCUGCUGUUUGACGACACGGAGAAGGAGACGAGCCCGGAGCAGUUCACGGUGUCGCAGCUGGUGACCCUGGGCAGCUCGCAGCUGGUGGCCGGGGCGGUGCGCCUGGAGCUGCCCCGGCUGGUCAGGCUGCGCGGCAGGAUUGCGGUGGAGUUUGCGUCGCCUGGGUCUGGCAGCUCGCUGGGAGUGGCCAAGGAGUUUGGGGUGCAUUUGCGUCAUCUGCUCAGCCACCGCUUCCUGAAUGCCACCGAGGUCGGGAUGGAGUUUCCCAAGGCUGCUGGGCACUAUCUCGAGGGCACAGUCAGAGUUGGUCUGCUGUUUAUCAGAGAGGCGUUUGGCGUAAGCCCUGCGGCGGGCAUCCCGGUGGGCUCUGCCGUGCUGUUCAACGUCGAGGAACGGCCGGCGCUGCUGCUGUGCAUCACGCAUGAGGACGGCAGCGUGGCCGAGUGCCAGUGGGCAGUCAUCGAGGAGGGCGGCUAUACCGACGAGCUGGCGCCGCCAGCCGAAGCAUAGCUAUCUUUUCUUCUAUUAGCUCCAGCACCAACCCCUGCAAUAUCCCAUCACUCAUAUCAAGGUUUUU
This is a messenger RNA of Linderina pennispora, 958 nucleotides long. RefSeq lists its product as uncharacterized. Lineage: Eukaryota; Fungi; Kickxellomycota; Kickxellomycetes; Kickxellales; Kickxellaceae. Bases 1 to 891 code for a protein of 296 amino acids. The record is from RefSeq and is a predicted model, not a curated record. The transcript has 2 exons.